AAGGGUAAAGAACUGAGCGGAGUCACCAACAGUCUGAGUUUGCUGCUUUGAAAACAACUUUUUCAUGGACACAACGGAAUUAUGGAGCCUCCUUCACAGGUGUCAAUUUCAGAAAAGAAGAAGGAAAUACAGAAACGAGAGGCUGAUGCCACAGUCUACAUGAAUUUCAUGAAGAGUCACUGCUGCUACGACGCCAUUCCAAUCAGCUGUAAACUGGUCAUAUUUGAUACCACACUACAAGUGAAAAAGGCCUUUUUUGCACUGGUGACAAAUGGCUUGAGGGCUGCGCCUCUAUGGGACAGCAAGUUACAGAGAUUUGUGGGUAUGCUGACUAUUACAGAUUUCAUCAACAUCCUCCAUUGCUAUUACAAGUCUCCUAUGGUUCAAAUGUAUGAGCUGGAGAACCACAAGAUUGAGACAUGGAGAGAUGUCUACUUGCAGUAUUCCAAUCACUUCCUCAUUAGUAUUUCUCCAGAGGCCAGCCUCUUUGAUGCCAUCUAUUCCUUACUCAAAUAUAAGAUCCACAGGCUGCCCGUCAUCGAUCCAGAGUCUGGAAAUGUCCUGCAUAUUCUAACCCACAAAAGAAUCCUCAAGUUCCUCCAUAUAUUUGGAAAAAAAGUUCCCACGCCCGCGUUCAUUCGGAGGGAGAUCCAGGAGCUCGGGAUCGGAACUUUCAGGAACAUCGCCACUGUUCAGCAAGCGGCAUCACUUUAUGAUGCCCUCUCCAUAUUCGUGGAAAGGCGGGUGUCUGCACUGCCAGUGGUGGAUGAACAAGGCAAAGUGGUGGCACUCUACUCAAGAUUUGAUGUGAUUAAAUUUCGGGGGAAACCUCUCCUUGGUCCCUGGCAGAAUCUAGCAGCCCAGAAGAGUUACAACAAUCUGGACAUGACUAUGCAGGAGGCUCUUCGCAGGCGCGCAUGUUUUGUUGAGGGAGUAAUCAAGUGCUAUCCGGAUGAAACCCUGGAGACUAUCAUAGACCGCAUUGUCAAAGCUGAGGUCCAUCGGCUGGUCCUUGUGGACAGGGCUGAUGUGGUGAAGGGCAUCGUCUCUCUGUCUGACCUGCUGCAGGCCAUGGUCUUAACCCCUGUUGGUAUUGAAGCCCUUUUGUCCUAGAACCAGGGGACGGAGGGUCCCCUUCUCUCCUUUACCACCUGUGUAGCCUUGAGUCCUGGCCAUGUACCCAGGCAGGUAGGCUCUGGAGCCUCUCUCCCACCCCCAAACAACCCCUUCCCCAUUCUGUUGUCUGGUUACCAGCACUCAGAGGCUUUGACCCUACAUGUCAUCUUGUCAUGUGUUUCUCAUUGCAAUAGAAACCCUUUCUGCUGCUUUCACAUUAGCUUAGCAGAGUUUUGUGCAAAUGACCAAAUCAUGCACGUGAACACAUUGACAUGCAUAUAUGCUCUCACUCACACAACCCCAGCUGCUGGGCUGCUGCCUUGCAAGCAAGGAUCACAUCCAAUUUUUGAGGCUUCUCAUCAUAGUCCAUAGAAUGAUCGUAGCUUUUGCUUGUG
This is a messenger RNA of Xiphias gladius (swordfish), 1511 nucleotides long. It is a transcript of the gene prkag3a, whose product is annotated as protein kinase, AMP-activated, gamma 3a non-catalytic subunit. Bases 82 to 1113 code for a protein of 343 amino acids. The transcript has 12 exons. Lineage: Eukaryota; Metazoa; Chordata; Actinopteri; Istiophoriformes; Xiphiidae. The record is from RefSeq and is a predicted model, not a curated record.